Molecule: messenger RNA, 3280 nt
Organism: Heteronotia binoei (common prickly gecko)
Lineage: Eukaryota; Metazoa; Chordata; Lepidosauria; Squamata; Gekkonidae
Gene: TUBB
Product: tubulin beta class I
Exons: 4
Coding region: 240-1574 (444 amino acids)
Biological process (GO): microtubule cytoskeleton organization; mitotic cell cycle
Cellular component (GO): cytoplasm; microtubule
Molecular function (GO): GTP binding; structural constituent of cytoskeleton; GTPase activity
Source: RefSeq, a predicted model, not a curated record
GUUACGGCCGCCGACCAAUCAGCUCGGCGCUUGUGAUCCCCGCCGACCAAUCGGAGCGCAGGCUGCUGGUGGGUUUAUAAAAGCUUUGUCUGGAGUUCAGCUCUCCCCGCCGCCUCUUGAGAACAUUUUGCUGCAGUCUCUGUGUUGGAACCAGAGAAUCUUUUGAGCUCCUCCACCUUCUGCGCUCCCAGGAACUGCGGCUCGCUGGUUUAGCAUAGUCCUUUCAAAUAUCAGGCAAGAUGAGGGAAAUCGUGCACAUUCAAGCUGGGCAAUGUGGUAACCAAAUCGGUGCUAAGUUCUGGGAGGUGAUUAGUGACGAACAUGGGAUUGACCCCACUGGGACUUACCAUGGUGACAGUGACUUGCAGCUGGACCGCAUCAGUGUUUACUACAAUGAGGCCACCGGUGGUAAAUAUGUCCCUCGUGCCAUCUUGGUUGAUUUGGAGCCUGGAACUAUGGACUCCGUGAGGUCUGGACCUUUUGGCCAGAUCUUCCGACCAGACAACUUUGUAUUUGGCCAGAGUGGAGCUGGUAACAACUGGGCCAAAGGUCACUAUACAGAAGGUGCUGAGCUGGUUGAUUCAGUCCUGGAUGUAGUGAGGAAGGAAGCAGAGAGCUGUGAUUGCCUGCAGGGAUUCCAGCUGACCCACUCUCUGGGUGGUGGAACCGGUUCCGGGAUGGGCACCUUACUGAUCAGCAAGAUCCGUGAAGAGUACCCUGACCGCAUCAUGAACACCUUCAGCGUGGUGCCAUCUCCCAAGGUCUCUGACACAGUGGUGGAGCCAUACAAUGCCACCCUCUCAGUACACCAGCUGGUGGAGAACACAGAUGAGACCUACUGCAUUGAUAACGAAGCUCUAUACGACAUCUGCUUCCGCACUCUCAAGCUCACCACUCCCACCUAUGGUGACCUGAACCACCUAGUCUCUGCCACCAUGAGUGGUGUAACAACCUGCCUCCGCUUUCCUGGACAGCUCAAUGCUGACCUCCGCAAGCUGGCGGUCAACAUGGUCCCUUUCCCUCGUCUCCACUUCUUCAUGCCUGGCUUUGCUCCCUUGACGAGCCGUGGCAGCCAACAGUAUCGAGCCCUCACAGUGCCAGAGCUGACACAGCAAGUCUUUGAUGCCAAGAACAUGAUGGCGGCCUGUGAUCCCCGACAUGGACGCUACCUAACUGUGGCAGCCGUCUUCCGGGGCCGUAUGUCCAUGAAAGAGGUGGACGAGCAGAUGCUGAACGUGCAGAACAAGAACAGCAGCUACUUCGUAGAGUGGAUCCCCAACAACGUCAAAACAGCCGUGUGUGACAUCCCUCCCCGUGGUCUGAAAAUGGCUGUCACUUUCAUCGGCAACAGCACAGCUAUCCAGGAGCUCUUCAAACGUAUCUCUGAGCAAUUCACUGCCAUGUUCCGCCGCAAGGCCUUCCUCCACUGGUACACAGGUGAGGGCAUGGACGAGAUGGAAUUCACAGAAGCAGAGAGCAACAUGAACGACCUGGUCUCUGAAUACCAGCAGUACCAGGAUGCCACAGCCGAGGAAGAGGAGGACUUCGGGGAAGAGGCUGAGGAAGAAGCUUGAGGUUCAUCUACCACCAUUUAAAAAAAAAAUUAAAAGAAAUCCGCACAAAAUAAAAAUAAAAAUAAAAAGUUCCAUCUCAUGUUCUGUUUCUUUCUCCUCUUCCUCAAGCCUAAUCUGUCAAUCCUUUCUCUCAGGCUUAUAUUUUUUAGGGUGCAGUCUCUGUUUCAAUGCUGGUUUAACAUGGUCUUAAUUCUUAUAUGGUUCUUUCUCAGUGUUGGGAUUAACUCAUGGCUGAGAACACAACAGCAGUCAGUUAAGGUGUUCCCUGUGAAUGAUAAAAUAGAGUCAGCGUGGAAGGAAGUGCUGUCUUUGCCAACGCCUAAGUUUUCAGCUCUUGGUGAUCAACUGAAGUUAUUUGAGACUCCGGGUUAAAGAAGAAACUGAACUUUCCCUUUCUAAUUCUGGUCUUCACUGCCACUCACUGUACCCAUGUGGGCUGUAAGGUAGGAAUAUCAAGACUCAGUGGCAUGUAUUGGAGGAGGGUUUGGAGGAAAGAUGGACCCAUAUGUGCACUGCUACAAGUACGGUAACUGGUUAGGCAGCUGCAUUUGCUUAUGGAAACUAAAGGCUGAUUCCACAUAGUGUGAAGAGAAUGAGGUUUGGGGGAAGCGUUUGAAGGCAGUGUCUGGUAUGGGGAGUAUGCAGAAGUAGGAAGACUGAUGUGAGGAUUUUGCUGCAUCUGGUAGGAUGAAAUCCGCUCUCUCGGCUUCACUUCGCGAACGAAGAUUUAAGAAAGGUGCAGUAGUCCACGUCUGCUGCAGGCUCGCUGGUGGCUGACAAGACCAAUGCGGGACAGGCAGGUCUGGCCACAGUGGCUGCAGGGAAAAGUCUGAUUUGGAGUUGGUGCUGUAGCAGUACGAUGAAAUCCUAGUGAAGUUUAAAUAGCUUGUGGAGCUUCAGGGCUCUAAACAGCCCUGGAAUUACCAAAAGAAACAUUCCCCCAAAUUUCUAUCAGUCUCCUUUACUCGCACUCCAAUCUUAUCAGUGCUACUCAGGAGGAAUGAUGGACAGCCAUAAAUUCCAGUUGAUGGCAUGUAUCCUACUCCAGUGAGUGUAGUCCUCUUCCAACAAGGUAGCAUGCUUCCAUUGAUCUAGAAUUGCGCUAUAGUGCAUGCAGCAGUGGAAUGGGAAUAAUGCAGCAAUCUUGCAAAAGGAAUUGGGGGGGGGGGUGAGUCUGCUUGGUUGUAGGUCACUAAAGGAACUGGUGUUGCUCAGUGUUGGAUGGGGGGUAAUUGCAGAUUCAAGUUUAGAUACAGGAGCAAAGCCUUGGGUGGGAAUGUGUUGGGCGUGGGCAUCUUCCAAAGAAUGAAAACAGUGCCAGUUACCCAUCAGAAUGCCUCCAAAGAGCUAGCCUACGCAUACUAUGUGACUUUUUCUACUGUCACCACCAUCUAAAGUGGUAUAGUCCUUGCUACAGGUACAGGCAAGGUGAAGAUUUGAUGCAGUUUCCAGAUAGGGCCAACGUAGGGAUCUUUCAAGAGAAAUAGAGGCUGUAUGACUGCUUUAGUUCUUGCACCAAUGCAAAUGGGAUUACAUUGGGAAAGUUUCUCUACCACACUUAACACCUUUAGCUUCACUCAGUCUUUACUAUUUUUGCCUCUCUGCUUUCUUUUUCUCACUCACUUUUCAUUUUUUUGUUUUAAAUCCCUGCUUUUUCAUAUUGAAAAGAUGUCAUGUGAACAAAUAAAAAAUGUGUUUUUAUGUUC